AUGCCCGGCUUCAUCAACCGCCUGAUCCGCCCCUUCAGCGCGAGCACCAGUCUCGGGCUCGGCGAAAGCGCACCGGUCGCCGCCCCCGAAGGCGCACAGCUAGCCACCGUCGCAGCAGGAUGUUUCUGGGGCGUCGAGCACAUGUUCCGGAAGGAGUUCAAGGGGAAGGGACUCUAUGAUGCGCGCGUUGGGUAUAUUGGGGGGGAUACCAAGAGUCCGAGUUAUAGGGCUGUGUGCUCGGGGAGUACGGGUCAUGCCGAAGCUCUCCAAGUCUCUUUCGACCCCUCGCAAGUAACGUACCGCCAACUCCUCGAGUUCUUCUACAAGAUGCACGACCCGACGACAUCCAACGCCCAGGGUCCAGACAGAGGAUCGCAGUACCGCAGUGGGAUCUUCUAUCACAACUCCGAGCAGGAGAGUAUAGCGAGGGAGGUGACCAAGUUGGUUAAUGAGAAGUGGUGGAAGGGGAAGGUCGUUACGGAGAUUCUGCCGGCGGGCGAGUGGUGGGAUGCGGAGGCGUAUCAUCAGAAGUAUUUGGAUCAUAACCCGGGUGGGUAUGAGUGCCCGAGUCAUUUCCUGAGGAGCUUUCCGGCUUUGUAG
Molecule: messenger RNA, 600 nt
Organism: Cadophora gregata
Lineage: Eukaryota; Fungi; Ascomycota; Leotiomycetes; Helotiales; Ploettnerulaceae
Gene: MXR1
Product: Peptide-methionine (S)-S-oxide reductase
Exons: 2
Coding region: 1-600 (199 amino acids)
Molecular function (GO): peptide-methionine (S)-S-oxide reductase activity
Source: RefSeq, a predicted model, not a curated record